Molecule: messenger RNA, 1791 nt
Organism: Ipomoea triloba (trilobed morning glory)
Lineage: Eukaryota; Viridiplantae; Streptophyta; Magnoliopsida; Solanales; Convolvulaceae
Product: suppressor protein SRP40
Exons: 4
Coding region: 430-1404 (324 amino acids)
Source: RefSeq, a predicted model, not a curated record
AAAAGUUGGAACAUAAAUUAUCAAAACAUUAGCCUGAAGGAGAGGAGUGGGAGAGAUUAUUGGGCCAAGAAUUACGCAAAUAUACGAGUACCACUGGAUUCCCUGGCCCCUCCAGCAACGCUGUUCGAUCUCUACUGUGUAAUUGUCCGGAUGCGAAACCCCACACAGUCCAAGGCAAGCAAAGAGAAACAACAAACAAAGUUUCUUGAAUUGUGAGAGACACACCAUUACCCCUUUCAAUUAUCAAUCAAAGCACCCAACUUUCAAUCCGGGAGGGAGCUACCUAGCUAAUCAUCAUGCCAUCAGGUGCUAAGAAGCGGAAAGCUGCCAAGAAAAAGAAGGAAUCGGAAGUCAAGGGGGCCUCCCAACAACCCAACUCUACAUCUCUCCCUGUUCCUCUCACUCAUGAUCCUGUGUUGAUUGGUCUUGAUGAAUCAAACUAUGGCAGGGGAAGAGGAUUUGAAGCAUCAUGAUGACAAAGACAGUGAUGGAAGAGGGGAGCUUUGUUCCCCUGCGUCUCAGGAUAACCGAAGCCAAGACCAGUUCGUGGAGGGAGACGAGGAAGAGGGGGAUAAGCGAGAGGAGAGCUUGCUUGAUCGGUCGAGUGGGGUGACGAGUGAAGGCGAGCAAAUGGAGAAGAAAGUGGUUGUGGAAGAGGAAAGUGUUAUUCAUGUUGAAAGGGAAUUGAAGGCUUUGGAUGAACCCCGGGACAAGGAUAUAAAUGUUGAGUGCAUCGAAUCCUCAAGGGGAUCCCAUGAAGGAGGCUCGUCAAAGAGCUCAUCUAGCAGCAGCAGCAGUUCAGAUGAUGAAUCUGAUGCUGCCGUCAAAAACAAGAUCACGGUUGCUAAUUAUCCUACUGGUGUGGUGAACGAACUUGAUUCUCUAUCAGCUGCUAAAGUUACAGAUAGCAUUCUUGAAACUGGAACUUGUAAUUCAGAUGUGGGAGCAGUGACGUCUAUUGAGUUGGACAAGACUGCAAUAUCUGAAGAGAUGAUACAAGUUGAAGAUAAUGCUAUGACCUCAUAUGCAAUUCAAUCAGAUCUGAUGAAAAAUGAGAAGAAAAAGUUGGGUUUAGAUGAUGAGAGUGCUUCUAUCUCAGAAGUUCGAGUGGGCGUGGGAUCACAGACAAACGACAAUAAAGCUGUUCAAACAUCACAUGAUACUGCAGCUGAAACAUUGUAUGGGAAGGGCUCUGCAACUCAAGAAAAUGGAGUUAAACCAACACCCGUAUAUGAUACUCCCAAAGUUGAUGUUAGUACUGGUGCUGAUCCUAUCAAAGAUUCUGAAAUUCCCGAGUGCUCUGAUAUCCAGCCUCCAGUGGGUUCAGUUUUACAACCAGUGCAAACAACAUCUUUCAAGGGUUGUUGUGGACUGUUUGAGCUGUUCACGGGAUCCAGUAGAUAAGUUCAGGAGAGUGUUAAACGUGCUUACAUGAUCAGCGAUGCUUGCUGGACUUGGGUAAAUCGAAGAACUCCUCGAUAGUACUUUCCCUUCUACAGAAGUUUCCUUCUCAAAGAAUAACUAGCGAUUAGCGAAAGAGGUGAUUACACAAACUCAAACCUUAAAGCGGUCUAAGAGUCUUAUAUUUUGAAAAAGCAGCUUGGAACUACUUGCUUCCGUGUUGCUUUCUCGUCAUCUUGUAGCAGUUAGCCCUAGUUUUCCUGCCCGUUUUCUACAUUUCAUUAGCGUGAUGUGCCUUCUUAGAGUCGUUUGUCUGUGCCAGGAAGCUUGAACCGCAUAUUUGUUUUUAGUUCUUGUUUCAUAAUCAGUUUUACUAGCGAGCAUUAUAUA